AUGUCUUGGACAGAGACCUCCGCCGGACAUUGGGAACGGCCCCUCGGUUUGAUCGAGAAAGUCCCCCUCGUCGUCAGCGCUCAGAGCUUGAGACCCGGUCGUGAGAAUUGGUACGAGACGAUGAUCGCCAAAGUGAGCUUCGAUCCCAUCCUAGGCUCUCCAGCAGAUGCUCUUCGAAAUGGCUGGAAACAAAUGCGCUACGCAUUCCCCGAGAUCGCGGCUUCGGUGCGAAAUGGGAUAUACGUUUACGAAGUGCCCACGACGCCUGCGGCUGUUGAAGAUUGGCUGGCUGAAACAUGUGUGGUGGUUCAAGAGAAUUUGACCGCGGAUGAGUUCAUGCAGAGCUUACCACCUAGCAAGUUUAUGACGCUUCAUUUUCUUCCCCAUACUUCGGAGGUUAUUAUGAGCUCCUCGCACUUCCGGCUCGAUGGCCCUGCCUUCAUGGUUCUUUUCAAUUACCUCACACAUGCUAUGGCUAAACCCGAGCCCUACGAGUUCGGUACAGAGCCCGCAAAUCUUGCCCCUAGUUUCGAGGUCUCUGCCUCUGUGCCUCAAGCACCAUACACGCCUGAGAUCGAGGCAGCCGCCAUGUCGCGACUUAUGGCUUUCUCUACUCAACUGCCUCCAGUUACCUUGAAACCAACCUACAGUCUUCACUCACCAGCUGGCGUGUCUGGGCGUGCAACUUUAACCAUCUCCACAUCGGAGUCGAAAGCCAUCAUCACGGCCUGCAAGGCUCAUGCUCUGACUGUCAACAUGGCGCAGCAUUCAGCUCUCGUCAGUGCCGUGGUAGCGCUUGAAGGUCCCACACCCGCAGGAGUUGUGGAGCGUGCAUUUUCUGCUAUCGCUGCAUUUGGCUUGCGCAAAUACUGCAUAGCCACUACUACCAGGACGGUGCCUUCUGGUGGUGCUGCGGCUACCAUCGCGUCAUCUGGGAACGUCUAUCCCAUCAUGGUCACAGAUGGCUCCUUCCAUUCGCAUGCCACGCAGCUGAAAGAGAUUUAUGCACAGGGCUUUGAUGCUUUCUUGCCUUCAAUGAGCUGUGCCCAAGAGAAGAUGCUGCCCAUGUUGGAGAAGCCGAUGCCAGCCGAAAUGCCCGGGCAAACUGACCCCGUGAUGAGCGGCUUGGGUGUGGUUGAUAGAAUGAUCGCAUCGGAAGUGAGAAAUGAGACAGGAGAAAUUGUACUGAGAGUCGAGGAUUUCUGGGUUGGUAUGGAAAUACUUCAAAGGGCACCGCAGCUUUUCUUCUGGACUUGGAAGGGGCAGCUCGUAUGGACAGUUUGCUAUAACGAGGCAUAUUGGAGUAAAGCCGAUAUGAAUAUUCUCCUAGAAGAGACAAAGCGGCAGUUGAUUCAGGGGCUAGGCAUUGUGGACUUGGGCGAAGACAAGAAACCAACGACGUAA
Messenger RNA from Venustampulla echinocandica, 1404 nucleotides. RefSeq lists its product as uncharacterized. NCBI's taxonomy places the organism in Eukaryota, Fungi, Ascomycota, Leotiomycetes, Helotiales, Pleuroascaceae. The transcript has a single exon. Bases 1 to 1404 code for a protein of 467 amino acids. The record is from RefSeq and is a predicted model, not a curated record.